Messenger RNA from Daldinia loculata, 1027 nucleotides. Its product is annotated as TFIID-18kDa-domain-containing protein. Gene Ontology annotation, biological process: transcription by RNA polymerase II; RNA polymerase II preinitiation complex assembly. Bases 256 to 771 code for a protein of 171 amino acids. Gene Ontology annotation, molecular function: protein heterodimerization activity. The record is from RefSeq and is a predicted model, not a curated record. The transcript is spliced from 2 exons. NCBI's taxonomy places the organism in Eukaryota, Fungi, Ascomycota, Sordariomycetes, Xylariales, Hypoxylaceae. Gene Ontology annotation, cellular component: transcription factor TFIID complex.
GGGGUGGGUGGGUGUACCUAACAUUUAUCUGAUCAGACCCCACUACCAAACAUCGAGGUACGACUUCCUCAGCCUUACGCUCUCUCUCUCUCUUUCUUUCCGUCAAACAUCAACUUCGACAUCCGAUAUCACCAACGUCUCUUACGCACAUCUAUGAUUAAUGACUAGCCCCAAUUCAUAAGGCUAGAAAUCCUUCGUCCAAGGAAAUACCAGCCUUGCCACCUUAUAUUUACAACAGCACCAUUCGCGUUCAUCAUGGAGCCUCGCGCCCGUGCUGGUAAGAAUGUGGGCAAGGAGACUUUCAAUGCGAAAGAGAUCCGCGCCCUGCUCUACGCCUUCGGCGACGUCCAGGACCCGCUGCCGGACACAGUACGCGUGCUAGACGAGAUCGUGACCGAGUUCCUAGAGGGCGUCUGCUUCGAGGCGAGUCGCCACGCGCAGGUAGCCGGGCGCCAGAAGCUCAAGUUCGACGACUUCGAGUUCGCCCUGCGCCGCAACCCCCAGUACCUCGGGCGCGUCAAGAGUAUGAUCGAGAAGCGCCAGAAGAUUAAGGAGAUGCGCCGUACUUUCGACCAGGAGGACGACGCGCUUGCUAAGGAGCACGGUAAGGAGAGUGCUGCCGCUGCUGCUAAUGCCGCGGCUGGUGGGGAGGACGACCUGCUUGGCCUCGAUGACGAGGAUGAGGAUCUCGAGCUUUUGAAUACGGCGGCGGCGGCGGCGUCGUCGGCGAAGGGUACGGGGAGCAAGAAGAGGAAGAGAACGCCGAAAUAGGCGGGUUGCGGAAUGGGCAUAGGCAUUGGAUGGGAUAUGACGCGGUGUCUCAUUAUGAAUGGCGACUAUGAUGAAUUUGCAUAUUUACAGGCAUAGCAACGGCGUUGGGGGUAGGGAAAUACCAGAUUGCAUUUUAGAGUCACGAUAGUCUGGGUCGGGUUCUUUUGCUCGAGACUAAUACAUGCAUGCUUUACCAAUUUACAUUAUUUUUAUCAAGUCAUUCCGUACGAAGUACUAUAAUGAUUGCUUACACUGG